Messenger RNA from Jatropha curcas, 1706 nucleotides. RefSeq names its product ABI five binding protein (gene AFP1). Gene Ontology annotation, biological process: signal transduction; negative regulation of DNA-templated transcription; response to abscisic acid. Gene Ontology annotation, cellular component: nucleus. The record is from RefSeq and is a predicted model, not a curated record. NCBI's taxonomy places the organism in Eukaryota, Viridiplantae, Streptophyta, Magnoliopsida, Malpighiales, Euphorbiaceae.
CUGUAUUUCUUCUUCUCUUUUUUCUUUCUCUCCUUCUUCUUCAAUUAUCCACACUCACUACUUUCUGUUUCUGUUUUUCUUUUUCUUUUUCAGUUAUUUGUUUUUAUUAUUUUUGCAAUGAGUUAUUGCUUAUCUGGUAAUUCUGUAUUUUCAGAGAAUAAUGGAAAAGCAGAAACGUUUCUGUCUUGUGACUUGGGUUUUAAUUGAAACGCUUUUUGCUUGAAUUCAACUCUAUUAAUUCUUUGGAAAGACGACAAAAAUCAUGUUUUUUGAAUUUUUUUACUCAUGGGUUGUCUGAGUGAGAUCAAGUACUCACUCUUCUUCGCUUUUAUUAUUUUAUGCUAUGUUUCAUCGUCUAAAAAAUACUAUCUAAUCCAGUGAAAAAGCUCGUCACUGUUUUUAUUUUAGGAAGUAUGAGUGAAGAGAAUGAAAAUAGAAAUAGAGGUAGCAGCAGCAGGAGUAGCAGAGCAAUGGAGAGUUUGUCUUUGGAAAUAAACAGGUACCCAAGAGAUCUGCUACAGAGAUUUAUGUCAACUGAAACGCAGCAACAAAAAACGCCAUCAAGUGAAGGAGAAGAAACAGAGGAGAUAGAGCUAAAUCUGGGGUUGUCACUAGGAGGUAGAUUUGGGGUUGACAAGUCAGCAAAGAAACUAACGCGAUCAUCAUCAAUAGCUGGUUCUAUACCAUUAGCGAGAGAGCAUGAUGCAUUCAAUACACCGCCUUUAUCGUAUCCUGUCCUCAUGAGGACAUCUUCUUUGCCAACAGAAACAGAGGAGGAGUGGAGGAAGAGAAAGGAAAUGCAGAGUUUGAGGAGAUUGGAAGCAAAGAGAAGGAGAAGUGAGAAGCAAAAGAAUUUGAGAGGAGAGUUGAAUUUGGAGGGUUUGAAUGUGAACAGAGGGAAUUGGAUUCCUACAUGGGCUAGGCAGGGCUCUUCUGGGGCAAUGAGCGUGAAUAGGUGCAAUACCUUGCACGGAUUGGUGGGGCAGCAGCAGGGUUCUCAAGGGUCUGUGGAGUCUCAAGGGGGGAGCUCUUCUGGUAUGUCAGAAUUGGAGAGUAAGCCUAUUCAAGCCAUAGCAACUAACGAGAUGCUCGCUUUUGGAACUAGCAGUGGUGGCGAAGCAAGAAGCCCUGGUAGUAAUCAAUCCUUGCAAGAUCGAAGCAAUCGAGAAACUGUAGGGACAAAGACAAAUGAAAACAUAUCCGGAAUCUCCAAACCCGAGAUGGAGAAUCCAUCGAAGAAGCUUGACUCUGCGGAAAAUAAGGGGAGACAAAUCGGGACAAAUGCUGUGGAAGACAUGCCCUGUGUCUUCACAGUAGGAGAUGGUCCUAACGGGAGAAGAGUAGACGGCAUUUUAUACAAGUACGGUAAGGGAGAGGAUGUGAGGAUAAUGUGUGUAUGCCAUGGCAGCUUUCUCUCCCCAGCAGAGUUCGUCAAGCAUGCAGGCGGAGGUGAUGUCGAUCACCCUCUUAGACAUAUUGUCGUAAAUACUUCUGGUACUUCUUUUUUGUAAUGCGGUAUUCAUGUCACCCCAUAAAAAAAAGAAAGAAAGAAAGAUGGGGAUGUGAAAUAGGAAAAGAAAAUGAGAGAGAAUUUUAGAAGAUUUAGAUUCUUUUUUAUUACUUUUCCAUGUUUUUGAAAGGGAACUUAAUAUUUAAUUAAAACUAAUAUAAUUUUCAUGUUUAGAUGAGAUUUUCAACUCAGACCA